AUGCCGAGGCCUGGCCGGAGCACGUACGGCGACCAGAAACCGCCGUACUCCUACAUCUCCCUGACUUUCAUGGCGAUUCAGAACUCUAGCGAAAAAAUGCUCACCCUGAGCGACAUCUACAAGUUCAUCAUGGACAGGUUCCCCUACUACCAGAAGAACACUCAGCGCUGGCAGAACAGCCUGCGACACAACCUUUCCUUCAAUGACUGUUUCAUCAAGAUCCCUCGAAGGCCGGACAGGCCGGGCAAGGGCAGCUACUGGGCCCUACACCCUGCCUGCGGGGACAUGUUCGAAAACGGCAGCUACCUCCGCAGGCGGAAGCGAUUCAAGCUCAGCAAGCAGGCCAAAGACGCCACUGCGGCCGCCCUCGCCGACCUGAAGCACUUCGAGACGGCAACUCAGGCGCAUGUCCAGGAGCAGGCGAAGAUGCGGCUGACAGCCCUAGCAGCAGCCCCAAGCCACCUGCAGCCCCUGAGCGAAACGCUGCUGUCUUCAGGAGUUCCUACCACCUACAAACAACCCUUCACCAUCGAGAACAUCAUCGGGCCAGACUUGAAAAAUGGAACUCUACCGGGGCACCCGCCCCUCAUGCCCCAGCAUGGAAUGCUGGUGCCAAGGUCGCUGGCGACCUUCCCUCAGCAACUCUGGCCCCCAACCUACACUUCAGCUGCAGUAACCUUCAACCCGGUGAUGACAGGGGCCGAAUUCCCGCACCUGUUUGUCAGUUCGAAGGCGCCCCCGCCCACCAGCGUCUUCAGCCUGCCGCUGCACCAUCCCUACCGGGGGGCCCUGGGGCAGGUGCCCUUCGCCAUGGGCCCCGCGUCCCUGGGACCCUACAAGCCGGCGUUCAUGCCGGCCGCCUUCCCCAGCCUGCCGGACCACGCUCUGCUGGGGUCGGCCGUCAUGCCCACCUGCAUCAACGCCGGGCUCUCGCCGCCGCUAAGGGUGGACUCGGUGUCGAGCGACAUCUCAUCUAAGUCACUAGACGUCGUGUCGGACGAUUCCUCAAAGUGA
This is a messenger RNA of Uloborus diversus, 1014 nucleotides long. Its product is annotated as forkhead box protein B1-like. The transcript has a single exon. The record is from RefSeq and is a predicted model, not a curated record. Gene Ontology annotation, biological process: anatomical structure morphogenesis; regulation of transcription by RNA polymerase II; cell differentiation. Gene Ontology annotation, molecular function: RNA polymerase II cis-regulatory region sequence-specific DNA binding; DNA-binding transcription factor activity, RNA polymerase II-specific. NCBI's taxonomy places the organism in Eukaryota, Metazoa, Arthropoda, Arachnida, Araneae, Uloboridae. Bases 1 to 1014 code for a protein of 337 amino acids.